AUGAUUCUAAUCUACAAGGCAGAUUUCAUCAUUAACAAGCGCAUUAUCAAGAAUUACUUUUAUCACUAUGAAACACCUUUAGUGACAAGGACCGGCUUACAUCUCGAGCCUGAGGUUCUCCCAGAAGGACAGGAGGACCAUGUAUAUAAUUUGUGGCUAGAGAGAGAGCAAGAGAGAACUAUUGACCUUGACACCAAAUUUGGUGAUAAGGUUAAGCAUCUUCCAGAAAGCACUAAACCUUCAUUAGAUGACAAACCUUUUCUUCUUCUUCUAGUAGCAUUCGAACUGCGUUUGAAUAAGAGAUACCUGCCGGUCCGUACACCGAUACAGUUUAAGUUGGAAAGCAGCUCAAAGAUGUAG
Molecule: messenger RNA, 360 nt
Organism: Phycomyces blakesleeanus NRRL 1555(-)
Lineage: Eukaryota; Fungi; Mucoromycota; Mucoromycetes; Mucorales; Phycomycetaceae
Exons: 4
Coding region: 1-360 (119 amino acids)
Source: RefSeq, a predicted model, not a curated record